AGCUAACACAAGGGCUGUGCUGCGAGAGCAUGAGGUCGCACCACCAACAAACUCAGGCCUACAGAGGCCAAAGGAGAGCACACAAUACCGUCUCUUCCGUGAAGAGCUGCUGCGGAAUGAACGGCCCAGCCUUACGAGCCCCCCAAGCCUGGUUCUGCUAAGCUGCAGGUAAGCAACGAAAAGAGUGAGCCUAAGCGGAGAUCCAAGACAUGACCAAUCCCGGCCCCAACGGGCACUGGAGCACCCUUGCUGAGGUGCAUUUUGCUCUCGUGGCAUUGGCAUUGGCGUCGUUGGCGUCCCUCAGCUCACAGCCAGAGACAAGCAGCAAGACAAGGACGGUGAGGUGACAACAGCAACAAGCCCAAAUGGAUACCACCAGGCUCGACCCAACCCCGAGGCGCCGAGAGGCGUUCAGCUCCCUCACAUCUUUUUAUUGAAGCUCAUUCCCAGCUCAUCCGGCGUAGGCCAUCCUGCUUUCCUACCUCGUCUUGUUUCUUACCUCUCAUGCUCUUACAUACUCGCUCCUCACCAUCGCAGGAAUAUUCCAGGUAGACACCGAUCGCCUCUUCCCGACUACCCGACUUCCAUCUUCACUUCCACACCGGAAGUUACCUUCAAUACUUGGUAGCUUGUCCACGGCACUGCGAACCGAGUCUGCCGGUUGCCGAACCAAUCUUCCCAAUCAGGAAGUUGCCAAACCCCAACAGCAGUUCGUCACACAGCACCACGUCGUCUCCCGAUACUCUGGGCCCGGCACUUGAGCACCCACUCCGAAUCUAUCAAUCCCACCUUCAACGGACCCCCGUCCCGGCAGUCAUUUACAACACUCCACAAAACCCCGGGCGAUAUGCGUUCAUCCCAGUCCGCCCCGGCGCUUGUUGCGCUCCUCUUUGUGGCUACGGCAUCGGCCCUGUCGCCGGCGAGACUGCAUUGCCUUCGGUCACGAAAUCUCGAGCUGGCCAGAUUGGCAGCUUGUGGCGAACCUGGAUCCGUGGCCCACUGCAUGGAGAUGGUCGCGGACGACUUUACACAAACCGAUCUGGAGAGAUGCUACAUCAAUGCUGGUUGCGACUUUGCCGAAGCCGUGAUUGAGUCGCAGUGGACUCUGGACAGAUGUGAUAACAGCGGCAGCGCCCCUGCGGAACUGCGCAAACGCCAUGUCACUGUCUUCGCGCGUCAGACUACAGAGGCGACUGCGGCAACCGCUGAGACGGCCACGGGUACAUCCACCGGCACGGCAACCUAUUCCAAGCUCACGUGCUCUACAUCGACGACCAAGUCGACCACGCAAUGUCCCGUUGUCUCGACUGGCGUGCAGAAAGGCAAAACUCUCAAGGAAGGUUGCUUCCCGACACAGGUGGUGUACGGAACAUGCGCUGCGGGCCUGCUCUGCAAGAACGAUAACUCGGGCAACCCUUCGUGCAAGGUGCUGGAUAACACCGUGUACCCUGGCGGCAUCGCUGUAGCGCUCUUCUUCGCUGUGGCCAUCACGGGUUCCAUUGCGUGGAUCACGUUCCUUUGCUGCAAGGAGAGGAAGCAGAAGAAGCGCAACGCGGCAAGGGUGCAGGCGGCUAUGGACGCGAAGAUGGCGGCCAAGCGACAGCCAGCUGUGCAAGUUCACGAUUCGGACAACCAGCCUCUCAUGUCGUAUGGGCAACCGGCUGCUGCGUAUGAGGCGCACGGUCCAUUUGGUGACCAAAACCGGAUGUAAGGCGGAGAUGCGAAUGGGUUGUGGAUUGCGAGGGGGAUGAAUGAUCAAGCCUCGACCGAUAGGCGUGCGUUGAUCAGGGACGGAGGCGUAAAGAGCAGUCAUGGUUCAAGAUACCUAUUGUGUUCGAUUCUGAUUUCGGGGUUUAAAGGGCGCAUUAAGGUCCAUGGGAUGAGGCAUGAGCCAACGAGUAAACAAAAAUUCAAGUCACUACUAAGUAAUUCAUUUGAGAUGCCUCGUCAAAGGCUGACUGUGCUGUCAAGCUGACCCUGCAUAAAAGUGAUAGUUGUUCUUGUAUGCGACCGGGACAGACCGGAUGAGGUGGAACCGGAAUCCGAACUCAAUCGGCCGGCCGCUAUUACACAAUCUCCGCACAACGAGCUACUGUCAAAACUACGACGGUUGACGGCCACGUUUUUACGAAUUGCUGACUUGGGAGGAAGUGCAGUUCGUG
Molecule: messenger RNA, 2162 nt
Organism: Colletotrichum scovillei
Lineage: Eukaryota; Fungi; Ascomycota; Sordariomycetes; Glomerellales; Glomerellaceae
Exons: 1
Coding region: 848-1711 (287 amino acids)
Source: RefSeq, a predicted model, not a curated record